Messenger RNA from Rhinopithecus roxellana (golden snub-nosed monkey), 2607 nucleotides. RefSeq names its product follistatin like 3 (gene FSTL3). Gene Ontology annotation, molecular function: protein binding; activin binding. Bases 68 to 859 code for a protein of 263 amino acids. The record is from RefSeq and is a predicted model, not a curated record. NCBI's taxonomy places the organism in Eukaryota, Metazoa, Chordata, Mammalia, Primates, Cercopithecidae. Gene Ontology annotation, biological process: regulation of BMP signaling pathway; cell differentiation; negative regulation of activin receptor signaling pathway. The transcript has 5 exons.
GGGACCUUUAUAGGGAGCGCCGGCCGCGCGCUGGGAAGUCGGUGCCGCUGCCGUCUCUGCGUUCGCCAUGCGUCCCGGGACGCCAGGGCCAUUCUGGCCUCUGCCCUGGGGGGCCCUGGCUUGGGCCGUGGGCUUCGUGGGCUCCAUGGGCUCGGGGGACCCCGCGCCCGGUGGUGUUUGUUGGCUCCAGCAGGGCCAGGAGGCCACCUGCAGCCUGGUGCUCCGGACUAACGUCACCCGGGCCGAGUGCUGUGCCUCCGGCAACAUUGACACCGCCUGGUCCAACCUCACUCACCCGGGGAACAAGAUCAACCUCCUUGGCUUCUUGGGCCUUGUCCACUGCCUUCCCUGCAAAGAUUCGUGCGACGGCGUGGAGUGCGGCCCGGGCAAGGAGUGCCGCAUGCUGGGGGGCCGCCCGCGCUGCGAGUGCGCGCCCAACUGCUCUGGGCUCCCGGCGCGGCUGCAGGUCUGCGGCUCAGACGGCGCCACCUACCGCGACGAGUGCGAGCUGCGAGCCGUGCGCUGCCGCGGCCACCCGGACCUGCGCGUCAUGUACCAGGGCCGCUGCCGCAGGUCCUGUGAGCGCGUGGUGUGCCCGCAGCCACAGUCGUGCGUCGUGGACCAGACGGGCAGCGCCCACUGCGUGGUGUGUCGGGCGGCACCCUGCCCUGUGCCCUCCAGCCCCGGCCAGGAGCUUUGCGGCAACAACAACAUCACCUACAUCUCCUUGUGCCACCUGCGCCAGGCCACCUGCUUCCUGGGCCGCUCCAUCGGUGUGCGCCACGCGGGCAGCUGCGCAGGCACCCCUGAGGAGCCGCCAGAUGGUGAGUCGGAGGAAGAGGAAGAGAACUUCGUGUGAGCCUGCAGGACAGGCCUGGGCCUGGUGCCCGAGGCCGCCCCCCACCCCGUUAUUUAUUGCCACAGCAGAGUCUAAUUUAUAUCCCACGGACAUUCCCUAGGGCCUGGAUUCGGACCACUUGGGGAUCCCAGAACCCCCCUAACGAUAUCCUGGAAGGACUGAGGAAGGGAGGCCUGGGGGCUGGCUGGUGGGUGGGAUAGGCUGCAUUCCGGACACUGAGCGCCUGAUUUAGGGCCCUUCUCUAAGAAGCCCCAGCCCCUACCCUAAGACCUAUUGCUGGGGAGGACGCCACACUUCUGCUCCUUUGGGGAUAAACCUGUUAAUUAUUGCUACCAUUAAGACGGCUGGGCAUUCCCUGUUGGUAAUUCCUGAAGAGGCAUGACUGCUUUUCUCAGCCCCAAGCGUCCUAGAACAGGGGCCUUGGGCUCAGGCCAGGAGGAGCAGAGGAGGUCUAGCCUGGGUGUGUACGGAGGGUCUAGCCUGGGUGAAUACAGAGGGUCUAGCCUGGGUGUGCACGGAGGGUCUAGCCUGGGUGUGCACGGAGGGUCUAGCCUGGGUGAAUACAGAGGGUCUAGCCUGGGUGUGUACGGAGGGUCUAGCCUGGGUGAGUACGGAGGGUCUAGCCUGGGUGAGUACGGAGGGUCUAGCCUGGGUGUGCACGGAGGGUCUAGCCUGGGUGAGUACGGAGGGUCUAGCCUGGGUGUGCACGGAGGGUCUAGCCUGGGUGUGCACGGAGGGUCUAGCCUGGGUGUGUACGGAGGGUCUAGCCUGGGUGAAUGCACGGAGGGUCUAGCCUGGGUGUGCACGGAGGGUCUAGUCUGAGUGCGUGUGGGGACCUCAGAACACUGACUUCAGUCCAGCAAGCCAGGCCCUUCAUGAAGGCCAAGAAGGCUGCCACUGUUCCCUGCCAGCCCAAGAACUCCAGCUUCCCCACUGCCUCUGUAUGCCCCUUCCCGUCCUGCGAAGGCCAUUGAGAAAUGCCCAGUGUGACCCAUGGGAAAGGGCACGGCCUGUCCUCCUGACACGGGCAGUGCUCAGCCACAGAACGGCCCAGCGCCUCCCCUGCUGCCGUCCACGUCAGUUCAUGAGGCGCCAUCACAUGGUCUCAGACAUGGAGCAGCCAGCGGCAGCUCAGAGCAGGGCACUGUGUCCAGCGGAGCCCAGUCCAUGUUGGGGGGACUCCGGCAGGGACCACGGACCCCCGCCCACCCACUGGCCCCGAGGGGGGUGUAGACGCCAAGACUCACAUGUGUGGCAUCUGGAGUCCUGGAGCUGGGUGUCCCAGUGGCACCACUAGGUGCCUGCUGCCUCCACAGUAGAAUUCACACCCAGGGCUCCUCGGUCCCCCCUACAUAUAGCCCGCCCCGGCUACAUGCCAGACCUGCCUCACCCACCAGCACAGCCGGAGCUGGCGACACCAGCCAGGUGCUGGUCUUGGGCCAGUUUUCCUCCCCUCCAUCUGGGUUGUCGCUCAGAAUUGCCUACCUGUGCCUGCGUGUAAACCAGAGCCUCAGACCAGCUAUGGGGAGGGGACAACGUAGAGGAAAUCCAGCUUCCCCGGUCUGGGGUGAGGAGUGCCGGGAGCUUGGGCAUCCUCCUCCAGCCUCCUCCAGCCCUCAGGCAGUGCCUUACCUGUGGUGCCCAGAAAAGUGCCCCUCGGCUGGUGGGUCUACGGGAGCCUCAACCAGGCAGCCCUCCCCACCCUGGGGCCCUGCCUCACCAAAGAAAUAAAGACUCAAAGAAGCCAU